GAUCCCAUUGGACGUGGGAGGUUCUCCGGAUGAUCUUGUCUCAGACUGAUGACCUGUCCACCAUUGGAAAGUCCCAGAACUUCAUAGAGAUGAUCUCUGACGAGAUGUUGGAGUCACAGGCUUCCCCUCGCGUGCUCAACUCUCAUCUCUGGUUCGACUACCUCCCGAAGCAGGUAGCAGAGAAGAAGUUAAAAAUCGUACUGACUGCCCGCAACCCCAAGGACACGGCUGUCUCGUUCUACAAUCACCACAUCAACUUGUCCGAAAUGUACGGCUACAAUGGACCGUUCAAGUAUUGGUUCCAGAUGUACCUAGACGGAAAUG
Messenger RNA from Aplysia californica (California sea hare), 324 nucleotides. RefSeq names its product sulfotransferase 1A2. Lineage: Eukaryota; Metazoa; Mollusca; Gastropoda; Aplysiida; Aplysiidae. Gene Ontology annotation, cellular component: cytoplasm. The record is from RefSeq and is a predicted model, not a curated record. Gene Ontology annotation, biological process: sulfation. Gene Ontology annotation, molecular function: sulfotransferase activity.